Molecule: messenger RNA, 689 nt
Organism: Sphaeramia orbicularis (orbiculate cardinalfish)
Lineage: Eukaryota; Metazoa; Chordata; Actinopteri; Kurtiformes; Apogonidae
Product: keratin, type I cytoskeletal 13-like
Exons: 3
Coding region: 177-689 (170 amino acids)
Cellular component (GO): cytoskeleton
Molecular function (GO): structural molecule activity
Source: RefSeq, a predicted model, not a curated record
AACAUGUCCUUCAUUUGAGAACCUUCUACAAUCCCAUGUUCAUGACUCAACUCUAACAGCAACAGUAAAACCUGUAAAGACACGCCCCUGACUCCUCCUACCUGUCCCUGCCCACCCCUCAAAGACAUUUAAGAGGACGCAGCAGACGUGAGCAGCUCAGUGUCUGUGUCGUCAUCAUGGGCAGUUCUCAUUCAUCAGAUUCCCACGACAUCAACCCUGAUGGAAGCACCGUCAGUGGGAACGUUAGCAUCGGCAGCGGAGGCAACAUUUCUGCCCACAGCGCUGCUCCAGUCCUCUGUUGCAGUAGAUCCACCAGCGUCCGUCCUCCCACCGACGUGGACAAGUUCUCGGCGCAGACCCUGAACACCUGUCUGGUGGACUACCUGUCUACCAUGCGCUCCCUGGAGGACGCCAACGCCAAGCUGGAGCUGAAGGUCAGGCAGUGGGUGGAGAGCAGCGGAGGCUCCGCCUCCAGAGACUACACCGCCUGCUUCCAAACCAUCUCCAUCAUCAGGUCCAAGAUCCAGACCGCCAUCCAGUUGUACGGAUCCAUGGGCGACGCCCAGACGGCUGAUGAACACCUCAAGGACAAGAGUGAGAAGGAGCCGGCGGCGCUGCAGUCGCUGGAGGCCGACGCCGCCGAACUGAAGAAGAUCCUGAACCAGCUUGCGCAGACCAGAUCGACGUGA